AUGUCGUCCUUUUACGACGUAAUCCUUCGGUGCAACAAGUUCAACGAAAAUGCCGGAGGCCUUUGGGAAUUCUGGCUGCUCGACAACGAGGGCCCUGUGGGCUACAUGCCGCCGGAGUUGGUGACCCGAAUACGCUGGGGCGGGUCCGGAUUUCAGGUCGCCAGGUCGGAACGCAGAGUCUACUUGACUCCGAUCGUGGCCCCGGACGACAACAUUAUAGAUGCCUGCCGGUACCAUUUUGUCAGGUUAUGCGAGCGGAAUGUUGGUGUCAUCGAGGGCAUGGCGAGCUGGCUCGAGAGAAAAGUCGACUACCACCCGAUUCGCGGACUGGACAGGCACUUGGCCGGCUUGGCAGUGCCAUCGCCGUUAAGGGGGGUACUCGGAAUCGUCACGACCGGGGUCCAUCUAAAUGUCUACACGGUGAAGAGGGUGGACGGGCGACCCAGUAUGCAUGUUUGGGUUUCGAAGCGGUCGCAGAACGUGACUUAUGCCGGAAAGUUGGAUCAGAUCGUCGCCGGCGCCAUGGACCAGACGGACGAUAUGGAUCCGCUCAGGACGCUGAAGCGAGAGGCCAUGGAAGAGGCUCGGCUUACCGUCGACAUUAGCUCCCUCGGGGUCUCUACCAAUGGCGUAUUGGUAGGUGUGUUGGCCAAGGGCCGAGACAUAUCCUUUUACGAUCAGAAAGACACGACAGCCGGGUCGGAGGAGGGGCAGCUUGAACCUGGAGUCCGGUUCACCUUCGACUUGGAGGUCGACGAGAGAUUUGUUCCCCAACCCGGUGAACCUCAUGCGAUUGCCGGUUUCUUUCUCAAGCCUGUUGACGACAUCAAGCGGGACCUGAAGGAAGCUAAAUGGAAGCCCAACUGUGGGCUCGUCAUGCUGGACUUUUUAUUGCGCCAGCAGCAAAUAAACCCGGGUGAAGAUGAGAAUUAUAUGCUCUUGUGGAGGGGCUUGCAAAGAAGGCUACCAUUCCGCAGCGUCUAG
Messenger RNA from Drechmeria coniospora, 984 nucleotides. Its product is annotated as thiamin pyrophosphokinase- protein. NCBI's taxonomy places the organism in Eukaryota, Fungi, Ascomycota, Sordariomycetes, Hypocreales, Ophiocordycipitaceae. The transcript has a single exon. The coding region runs from base 1 to 984 and encodes 327 amino acids. The record is from RefSeq and is a predicted model, not a curated record.